This is a messenger RNA of Symbiodinium sp. CCMP2456, 1575 nucleotides long. Lineage: Eukaryota; Dinophyceae; Suessiales; Symbiodiniaceae. The record is from the annotation of a GenBank genome assembly.
AUGGGUGGGAAGCUGAUGGGACAACAUCUCGACAAGAGCAAGGGCGACACGCUCUUCGGUGCCUACCGGGAGUUCCUUACGGUCAUCGCUGGUAGUCCACGGGCCGCCCGCUCGAGGGAUGGCUCGCUGAGCCGCGAGGAGUAUGUCUCCGACCGAGACGCGCAGGGCAAGCCCAUACCAGAGCUACGGGAGAGUGCCUACCGUGGCUCGGAGGCGACCCGGAACCGCAUCUACGGUGCCUUCGAGGCGUACCGCGCAUGGAAGAAGAGCGAGCACCGUUACGACUGCACGGAUGCUGCCCGCAACAUCCUCCGGAGAGCGGAGAAGGAGGGCAUGAAAGAUCCGGUGCGCAAGUUCUGUGGAGUCCUGAUCGAUGAAGUUCAGGACCUUCUCCCGGUUGAACUCCUGCUGCUGAAGCUUGUAUCUGAGCGCGAACAAGGCUUCGUGUUCGCAGGAGACACUGCUCAGACCAUCUCCAAAGGUGUCGAGUUCCGCUUCGAAAGCAUCCGGCGGCUCUUCUUUGAGGAAUUCCUCGGUGGACGAGUCGCGGAGGAGGUAGAAAAGAAAGAGCAGGAGGUCUUGACCUGCAGCAUGUGCAUGCGCGAGGUCAGGAAAGGUGGCUUCGAGUUCCUCUGCAGCGGCAAGUACCACGUCUGGGUGAUCUGUGGAGACGAGAAUGGCAGCUGCUAUGAGAGGCUGCGGGCAUCCUGCCGAAAGCUCAAGCAGGGCUGCACGAAGGGGCUGAAGGUCAGGGUCGAGUCCUGCAGUGGCAGUGGUGACAAGUUGCCCUGCCCUACUGGCAAGCCCAAUUCCGGUGGCUCUUCCUGCGGUUUGUCGAUGACCCGGAACAUCAUCGCGCCGCUUCCAGAGGAAAACAUUGUGCCCACGGGAACUCCGGCUCGGCCCCCGCCGGCAAUCUGGACAGAGGUUCCGGAUAUCAACCACCUCACGCACAACCAUCGCUCCACUCAUGGCAUCUUGGAGCUGGCCUCUGCCAUUCUGGAUAUCAUUACCGGCCUGUUUCCGGAUAAGAUCGACAAGCUGCCGCGAGAAAAGUCUCGAGUGAAGUCCAGCAGCCCACCACAGAUUCUGACCGGCAUGUCAUGGGAGAAAGCUCAGGACAUCAUCUUCGCAAAGACGAACCAAGCUGACCAGCUGGUGAGUGAUGGGGCUGCUGCAGCUUCCUCAGGAAGCACGGCUGGGGCGGUUCUCGAGUUCGGGGCGAAGCAGGUGGUCCUCGUUUGGAGUGAGGCUAAGAAGCUGGAGAUACAAGAGAAGCUGCCGCAAUCCUUGGUCAUGACCGUCCAGGAUUGCAAAGGUUUGGAGUUCUUUGAUGUCUUGAUGCUGGACCCCUUCAGCGACAUGGCUAAGGACACGAGCGAGUCACAAGCGACGCAGCUUUGGAAUUUAGUCUUCGGCUUCAUGGAGACGAGCAACAUGGAGGUUUCUGCUCUAGACAAGAAGCGGGUGGUCCCCUUCGACAAGGACAAGCAUGGUCUGCUGUGCGCAUGGCUCAAGACUUUGUACGUCGGCAUCACCCGAGCCCGGAAGCGAGCUUGGAUUUUGGAGAGCCAG